AUGGAUCAAGGAGUUCAGAGUAUGAAAAUAAGAAAUUCUUAUUCCUUUAUAUGGAGAAUGCUUCAGCUCACUGAUACUACGGACCGUUGGCUGGUGGUUUUUGGUUUCCUCGGUGCAAUUUGUGACGGUCUUUCAAGUCCAGUGCUAAUUUUUCAAACAAGUAAGAUCAUGAAUAAUUUAGGGGAUGCCACUAAUUUUGUCUCUGAAGACAAGAUCAAUAAAUACUCGUUGAACUUGUUGUUUCUAGCCUGUGGAUCACUUCUGGUUAUAUUUUUAGAAGGAUACUGUUGGAUGAGAACUGGGGAACGACAAGCGGCAAGAAUGAGAGCUUAUUACCUGAAGGCAAUACUAAGACAAGACGUGGAGUACUUUGAUCUCAAGGUGUCCUCUACCAGCGAUGUCAUCACUAGUGUCUGCAGUGAUAGCCUCAUCAUUCAAGAUGUCAUUAGUGAGAAGGUGCCUAACUUCAUAAUGUGUUGCUCCAUCUUUGUGGGAAGCUAUACAGUUGCCUUCAUAGUCAUGUGGAGGUUAGCACUAGUUGCAUUCCCUACAGUACUACUCCUAAUCAUCCCUGGAAUUUUGUAUGGGAGGACCCUAAUGAGUCUAGCUAGGAAGAUAAAGAAGGAGAGUGACAAAGCUACAUGUGUUAUCGAGCAAGCGAUAUCGUCUAUUAGGACCGUCUACUCCUUUGUCGGAGAGAGUAAGACAAUGGCAGACUUCUCUGAUACAUUCAACAGCUGUGUAAAACUUGGCCUUCGUCAAGGACUAAUUAAAGGUUUAGCCAUUGGAAGCAAUGGUAUCAGUCUUGCUAUAUGGGCUUUUAUAUCUUGGUAUGGCAGCAAGCUUAUCUUGUAUUCCGGUGCUCAUGGAGGAAAUAUCUAUGCUGUAGGAGUGGAAAUAACCUAUGGGGGUUUAACACUUGGUUCAGCUCUAUCCAAUAUGAAGUACUUUUCAGAGGCAAUUGCUGCUGGGGAAAGAAUUAUGGAGGUCAUGGAUAGAAUCCCGAAGAUUGACGUAGAUACAAAGGAAGGUGAGAUCUUAAUGAGUGUCGACGGAGAGGUGCAGUUCAAAGGGGUUAAUUUUGCAUACCCGUCCCGGCCGGAGAAUGUGAUACUGAAUAAAUUUAGCUUAAAUGUGCCGGCUGGGAUGACGGUGGCGCUUGUUGGUGGUAGUGGCUCUGGGAAGUCUACAGUGAUUGCAUUGUUGGAAAGGUUUUAUGAUCCAUUGCAUGGUGAGGUUCUUUUGGAUGGUGUGAACAUUAAGAAGUUGAAACUCAAGUGGUUGAGGUCUCAAAUGGGUUUAGUGAGUCAAGAACCAGCUCUGUUUGCAACUUCAAUAAAAGAAAACAUAUUGUUUGGCAAAGAGGAUGCAUCAAUGGAUGAAGUUGUGGCCGCUGCCAAGGCUUCCAAUGCUCAUAAUUUCAUUUCUCAGUUGCCUCAGGGCUAUGACACUCAGGUAGGAGAAAGAGGAGUUCAAAUGUCUGGAGGCCAGAAACAACGAAUAGCUAUCGCAAGAGCAUUGAUCAAGUCCCCUAAGAUCCUCCUCCUCGAUGAAGCUACAAGUGCACUAGAUUUAGAAUCAGAGAAGAUCGUCCAAGAAGCACUAGACAAGGCCUCAUUAGGCCGAACCACCAUAGUCAUUGCCCACCGUCUCUCCACAAUCCGCCACGCAGACCUCAUUGCCGUUAUCCAAGCUGGGCAAGUCAUGGAAAUCGGCUCACACAAUGAGCUUAUCGGAGAAGAAGAUGGUCUCUAUUCAUCACUAGUUCAUCUCCAGCAAUCCUCAGAGGGAGCAAUCAAAGAUAAAGACAGACCAUCUGCAUCUUCAUCAAACAAAGGCAAUAAUAAAGAUCCAAAAAGUCAAACCAUAAACCGGAGUUUCUCAACCGACUAUGAAUUAGACUUUGCAAAGUCUGUAGAUAACAAUGAGGAACCAAAAGACAAGUCGAAGACGAAGAAGUUGCCAACCAUAUCAUUUCACCGUCUACUUCUAAUGAGCUCACCAGAAUGGAAGCAACUGCUGCUUGGUAUCUUGAGUUCUAUCCUUUCGGGAGGAGUUCAACCUCUCUUUUCGUAUGUACAAGGGAGUGUGACCUCCGCAUACUUUCUCAAAGAUCACAAAGAAAUCAAAGACAAGAUGCAGACAUACUCAUUGAUCUUGCUUGGCUUAUCAAUUUUCUCAUUAUUCAUCAAUGUUUUGCAGCAUUAUAACAUAAGUGCAAUGGGAGAGUACCUCACGAAGAGAUUGAGGGAGAAGAUGUUCUCCAAAAUUCUCACAUUUGAAGUUGGUUGGUUUGAUCAGACUGAGAAUUCCACUGGUGCUAUUUGCUCUCGCCUUACCAAUGAUGCUUAUGCGGUGAGAUCACUUGUUGGAGAUAGAAUGGCAUUCCUGAUCCAAACCUUCUCCACAGUUGCCAUAGCAUGCACCAUAGGGUUGGUCAUUGCAUGGAAGUUAGCAUUGGUUAUUAUAGCAGUCCAACCUCUUGUCAUUAUGUCUUACUGGGCACGUAAAAUGUUGCUCAAGAACAUGUCCAGAAAGGCCAUCAAAGCUCAGGCUGAGAGUAGCAAACUUGCUUCUGAAGCCGUUUCUAACUUCCGCACUGUCACCGCUUUCUCUUCACAAGACCACAUUCUUCAUCUCUUUGAGAAAGCUCAAGAGGAGCCUCUAAGGGAGAGUGUGAAGCAGUCAUGGUAUGCCGGUUUCGGCCUCAGUGCUGCCCGGAGCCUUACAAUAUGCAUUUGGGCUCUCAACUUUUGGUAUGGCGGGAAGCUGGUAACUCAUGGAGAUAUCACUGCCAAGGCAGUAUUACAAACUAUUCUUGUUCUUUUCCGCACUGGUAAUGUUAUUGCUGAUGCUGGUAGCAUGACUUCUGAUAUUGCAAAGGGUGGUGAUGCAGUUGACUCGGUGUAUGCUCUAUUGGACCGAUGCACAGGGAUUGAACCUAAUGACCCAAAGGGCCACCGACCGGAAAAGCUCAUUGGCAAUGUUGAUAUUUGUGAUAUUGACUUUGCUUAUCCAGCUAGGCCUGACAUUGUUAUCCUCAAGAAUUUCUCAUUAAGCAUUCAAGCUGAGAAGUCAACUGCGCUUGUGGGGCAAAGUGGAUCGGGAAAAUCUACCAUAAUCGGACUUAUUGAGAGGUUCUAUGACCCUUUGACAGGAACAAUAGAAAUAGACGGAAAAGACCUAAAGGCAUACAAUCUUCUAGCGUUAAGGCAACACAUUGCGCUCGUUGGGCAAGAGCCUACAUUGUUUGCCGGGACUAUCAAAGAAAACAUCAAGUACGGAACUGAGAAGGCUACAGAGGCUGAGAUGGAGGCAGCAGCAAGAGUGGCCAAUGCACAUGACUUUAUAAGCUGCCUCAAGGAUGGAUAUGAGACAUGGUGUGGGGAUAGAGGCGUGCAAUUGUCUGGUGGGCAGAAACAACGGAUUGCAAUUGCAAGAGCAGUCUUAAAGAACCCAGCUAUAUUGCUUCUCGAUGAAGCAACAAGCGCAUUAGACAGUCAAUCAGAGAAAAUGGUGCAAGAGGCACUCGAACGGGUGAUGAUAGGGAGGACAAGUGUGGUGGUGGCACAUAGGCUAAGCACGAUACAAAAUUGUCAUCUUAUUGCGGUGCUUGAGAAAGGGAUGGUUGUGGAGAAGGGGAGUCAUGCUUCUCUUAUUGCCAAAGGACCCUCUGGCCCUUACUUUUCUCUUGUUAACCUCCAACAAGGUUCCAAAGCACAAAACGAAGAGCUAUUUUGAUUUUGUUGCUUCUAGAUCUUUCUAGUCCAUCUAAAACGUUAUAACUAUGUACCUAGUUGUCCUUGUUGAACAUCGGCUCAUUUCAUGAAGAUUCAUAAAGCCAUAAAUAGGUUAACGAUCAAGUUCUUACAGUCACAUGAAAAAAACAAAUCCAAAUUGUGACAUGUGACAAGGUGUGACAUUUUUGGGAAUUAUUUAGUGAUAAAAUUAAUAAAAUUGCAAUUAAUAACUAUGCAUAAUGAUCAAACUAAUCAUAUCUGAUACACUAAGAUCAACUAGAUAAAAUAAACAUAUGUUAACAUACUCUUUCAAAUUAAAGCAUAAAAGUCACUUUAAUAUCGCAAAUCCAAUUUGUAAAAUGGAUGAAGGUGGCAGUAUAUCAAAAGGAAAUGGAUGCAUAAAUUAUCCAUUUGUUAUUUGUUCAAUUUAUCCGUGUUGUUUGACAGAUAUUGUCAUCACCAUCAAAAUUGUGAAAUUAGAAAAUUUUAUAUUAUAGUCAGAC
Molecule: messenger RNA, 4243 nt
Organism: Dioscorea cayenensis subsp. rotundata (Guinea yam)
Lineage: Eukaryota; Viridiplantae; Streptophyta; Magnoliopsida; Dioscoreales; Dioscoreaceae
Product: putative multidrug resistance protein
Exons: 7
Coding region: 1-3741 (1246 amino acids)
Biological process (GO): transmembrane transport
Cellular component (GO): membrane
Molecular function (GO): ATP binding; ATP hydrolysis activity; ABC-type transporter activity
Source: RefSeq, a predicted model, not a curated record